This is a messenger RNA of Odontomachus brunneus, 5625 nucleotides long. RefSeq names its product cone-rod homeobox protein (gene Drgx). The transcript is spliced from 6 exons. The record is from RefSeq and is a predicted model, not a curated record. Gene Ontology annotation, biological process: regulation of transcription by RNA polymerase II. Bases 1296 to 2528 code for a protein of 410 amino acids. NCBI's taxonomy places the organism in Eukaryota, Metazoa, Arthropoda, Insecta, Hymenoptera, Formicidae. Gene Ontology annotation, molecular function: DNA-binding transcription factor activity, RNA polymerase II-specific; RNA polymerase II transcription regulatory region sequence-specific DNA binding.
CUUCGAAAGUGCAUCAUACCGAAUCUGAGGCAGAACGGAGGACCCAAAAAGUCGCGUGCUUCUCUUGGCUGCUAGUUACGAAUCCAGCCCUAGGAGAAGAAGCGUCUUCGCGCGAUGUCUGCAUCACUAAGGAGUCGCAGCGCAGUUUAUUGAGCCACUGCUCGAAAAGAUCGACUGAAGAGUGCCGCGUGGAGUAAAGAGAACACACACUUUUCGGCUGUCCCACGAGUGCCCGCGACACGCUCCACGCGUUAUGACAGUUCCGAUCCGGCCCGUCAACGCGCCACCACUACAUCCUCCGCUGAUGCUGUGAAGCAAAGAACGGCAAAAGCAGCGCACCCGCCCGCACCACCGCAUGUGAAAUUGCGCGCGAUCGUCAAGCCCGCGCACGUCAGGAACCGGCUGUCAUCCGCGGCAGUACUCCGGCGUGUCCGCACGCGACGGACGCCGCGCUCGACGGCGACUCCUCGUCGCUCAGAAGUCGCAAGGAUCUCAGCGGAAUACGCGACAACCCGCGUCAUCGCGAUCAAACCGAGAUCGCGACGAUCAAUUGUGCGUUACGAUUGAUCACGAUCGGUCACGACGGAUGCGAGACAGUGAGAAGAUGUCAUAGGGGUACGUUUGACAGCUGCCGGAGUUGCUUCUAACGUGAUCCUCAGCGUGGUCGCCGAUCCGCCCGACAAAACGUCGAGGACUGAAGUCGCGGGCGACACGUGUCCACGAGGGAAGAGGGAAGGAAGGGAGGUAAAACGUCAGAAGUGCGAGUGACGGGAGAGGAAACAGCGGGAUCAACGUGUAUCAUCGAUCUGCGAUCGAGCACGAGGCGACGUCGGUCGUGUCGGCCGGCUGCUGACAGUCCACGUUGACUACGGUCCAGGAGGAGAGCGCGACGCGGCGGUGGCGGCGUCGACGACGGCGGCGGCGGCGGCGGCAGCAGGUGCGAACGAGGCUCGUCGCGCUGCGGGGUCCGCGGCAGUACGGAGAAGGUCGGGAAGGUGUUGUUCAGCCACGAGUCCAGGAUUCUCACCCCCGGAGGCGGCGCCAUCUCGCCCGGGGGCGCGGGGCCACCCGCGAGCCCAUCGUCGGGGCAUUAUCAUCCACCUACGCACAGUCCGCCGCUGGUCAAGAUUGGCUCGGUCCACGCCCACCAGUCGAACAAUAACCACCACCACCAGCAUCAUCAGCAACAGCAGCAGCAGCAACAGCAACAACAGCCGUCGAGUCAACCGCAGGUGCCGACCGGUGCGGGAGGGGGUGGCGGGCCGGGGGGCGGCGCGGUGGCCAGGGCCGGAGGCAUGUUCUGCUACCACUGCCCCCCGGGCCUCCCGGCGCCGCGAUUACCGCCGUCCCUGGAGUAUCCUUUCGCCCCGACGCACCCCUACACCAGCUACUCCGCCUAUCACCCGGCACUGCACGGAGUCGGCGAGGAUUCCUUCGUGAGAAGGAAACAACGAAGGAACAGGACGACUUUCACCCUCCAGCAAUUGGAGGAGCUCGAGUCCGCCUUCGCGCAGACUCACUAUCCGGACGUUUUCACGCGAGAAGACCUGGCGAUGAAGAUUAAUCUCACGGAGGCCCGAGUUCAGGUAUGGUUCCAAAACCGGCGGGCGAAAUGGCGUAAGAGCGAGCGACUGAAGGAGGAGCAACGCAAACGCGAAGGUAGCAGCGGCGGCAACGGCGGCGGUAGUUCCGGCAGCGGUGGCGGUGGUGGUGGUGGUGGCGGUGGCGGCGGUGGUGGUAACGUGGAAUCCUCAACUUUAACCGCGCCGACAUCCUCGUCGGCGGGCCCGAGUCCCACGGGGAACGACCCAGAAGGCACAACCAGCAGCAGCGCCGCCGACACGGAGGACGCCGUGCCGGAGGGUGGUGGCGGCUCCAGGAGCCCCAGCACGACUUCCGCCUCGGUCAGUCCGCGACCCCAGCCGAGCCAGCCGUCCCUGGGUGGCGUCUCGACGCCACCACCGAACCCCAUAAGGGCGCCACCGCCGCCAGCGAGCACCGUGGGGGGCCUCGGACCGCCUGCCGAGAGCACCACAGGAAUAGGCGCUGGCUUCAGGCCGGUGGAGCCGCCGACGUCUCUGUUCUUCUCGCCGCACCUGGCCGCGCAGUUCUCGCCGCCGCUGUUCGCCAACAAGGUGGUCAGCAGCGCGGCGUCGACGUCGUUGACCUCUACGACGCCGUCGCUGUGGACCAGCAGCGAGCAUCGGCCUGGCAGCCUGCAGGAGAUGCUCUCUUGGUCGCCGACCGGCUGGCCCGGUUCCAUCUGCGGCUGCUGCAAGCCCGGUACCGGCAACGACCUCCACCGCAGCAACAGCUUGGCCGAGCUUCGCAGGAAGGCGCAAGAGCACUCGACCGCCUCGGCGCUACUUGGCGGCCUCGCCGGCUUCCCCGGCGGUCUACCUCUGCCCUUGCCUCUGCCGCUGUUGCCGCCGUUGCUGGGUCUCUCCAGGCGACCGGAGCACCACCAUCAUCAUCACCUGCCCAGCGUGGUGCACCAGAUACAGCCCAGCACCAAGGAGGAUCCCUAGGAUCGCCGCGCCGGAAUCGUCGUCUCGUAGACGCGGUGUAGACGAAACCCGAAAGCGAUUGUCUCGAUUGCUUACAAAUCGCGUUGGUCUGGACGGUCCGUGCGGUAUUGUCGCGUUGAGUCGCGGAUUUCGAUGCCAUAGACGUGGAAAUCGGACCUCACGUUGCACCUUGUCCAACGGCGGAUCGCGAACGACCGGACGUAUGUCGAUUCGCGAACUUUAAAAUCGCAGAGCGACUGCAGAUGCACGGACUUUGAAAUUGCAGAGCGACUGGAGGUCCACGAGUGUCGAGUCGUAGAUUUUAAAAUCGCGGAGCAACUGCAGAUUCGCGAACUUUAGAAUUGCAGAGCAACUGUAGAUUCGUGAACUUUGAAAUCGCAGCGCGACUGGAGGUUCGCAGUUGUCAAUCGCGAACUUCAAAAUCGCGGAGCGACCAGAGGUUCGCGAAUGUCAAAUCGCGGAUUCUAGAAUCGCAGAGCAAGCUGUAGAUUUGCGAAUUGGAAAAUCGCCGAGCCAACGGAGGUUCGCGAGAUUUUCUAUGUCUGUAGCAUCGAGAACUGGACUCAUCGAGCGCCGCGUUGCUCUCAAUCUCUGCUUUCGUUAUCACGAUUGUAUCCUGAUUUAUCGUAUUUUCCCGAUCUUGGUGGUACCGACGGUCUGAUGACGGGCGGAUGACGAGUGUAAGUAUCUCGAUUUGGGAAGACGACGAGAACGACCGCGAUGUCACGAGAUGGUGCUUUCGCUUCGCUCGGCAAAACGGUUUAUGCGGACACGUUUCUUCUCGCCCUUGCAUUCUCGCUCGCGAACGUUCCGAUACCCGAUACUCUGUCACCGAUAACCGGACUCGAGUUCACUCUUCGAGCGAAUAAAAGCGGAGAGAGCAAGCGAGACACACACAGCACACCGAUACUCGUAUGCAAUAAAGCGUCGAAUAACGCAGCACCGUCGAUCAAUCUCGCAGAUUACUUGGUUACAACCGCGGACAGUGUAAAUAAGCGGUGUGCAUCACGAUAAUCUUCAGUAGUACCUACUCACAAACACAUAAACCUUCUUCUCGCGUAUAUUUAAUCCACGAUAACGUUCGAAUCUCCCCAUUCUACGCGCGGAGUGCUCGUUAAUUUAUUGCCUUAUUGCCGCGCGAACUCGCGCGAGCCGAACUCAUUCACAUCAACACCACCACUAGUACACUACUUCCACUACCACGUUUCCACGAAAGAGUCCACGUUAAGUUCCAGACGUGAUACGACGAGGUUGACAAGUCCGUUAUUUAUAGCAAAGAGAGAAAGUUCUGCAGGAGAGAAGGGAGAAAGGAAGAAGAGGAAGAUGAAGAGAGAGUUCCACAGGAGACGGUGGACGGAUUUCCGACAUCUCGAAUUUCAUUACGAGAGCGUAUAACGUAAACGAGAUGUUAAUACGUCGCGAUACGUUGUGUACAUAAUGCAAAUUAAUAAUAAUGAGCGCGGCGAGAAAACGACGCGUCGGUAAGGCCCGCGAGAGGAGAAAAGGGAUACGCAGCGAAGGGUUCACGAGAGUGCUCUCGUUUCCUUCCACGCGAGCAUAAGGAGACGCGACGGACCAACACGUGCCUGAUGCGCUGUAUAUUCAACUGCUCGAUACGCUCGAUCGGUCGACUCGCUCGUGCCACGCGAACGGGCUCGAGUAUGCAUCCGCAUCCGUUGUAACAUUCACCACGAGCGGGUAUCGAUACCGGUAUAAUCUCGGGGAUUUUAGAUUUCAAGCGGCGGGGCACGGCGAUCUCUCGAUCGCCCACGUCACCAGUGAUCUCGUUCAAAAAUUAAACGAUUCAUUACGGCUCUUUCCACAGCCGAAAUUCCGAAAACUGAAAGAUCUCUUUUCGGCGCGAUAACAUUGCGAUGCUGAAACGCGCGAGCGGAGCUUUCGCGUUUGCUCUCAUGUGGCGACAAAGCUGCGACGGGUAUCCCGAAGUAGAGAAAGCGUGAGGUAUGGUCAGACACAGAGCUCGAUUACGAAGCGCGAAAUAUAUCGGUCGGUCGAGUGAACCGAUUUCACGAUUAUGGGGGUCGUAUCAACAGUCGCUACUUGAGACUUGCCUCAGAUGAGAUACUCAGAUUUGAAUUUAGGCUCCUUUUAAUAGUCGUUACUUGACACUCAGAUUUCAGUUCGGGAUUAGAUGAAAGUUUUUCAUUUGAAUCGUGGUUACAGACAUGAUGCCACAUAUAUCAUAUGAGUCAACUGAAAAAUUUGGAUAUAACUCUGAAUGGAAAUUUGAGUAUCUCAUAUGAAACAAGUUUCAAGUGACAACUAUUAAUACGGUCCUUGCAGUGAAAUGUGAAUCUCUCAGCUGAAUCGCGAUUGCGAAUGCAAGUUCGCACAUAUGGUGCGCUCGAUUUAAAAUAAAAAAACUCAAAUCUAACUCUAAAUUCAUAUUUGGGUAUCUCGCGUAGGACAAGCUUCAAAUGACGACUGUUGAUACGUACUUAUGUCUGUUCUGACAUUAUCCCGCGCCUACGGCGAAAAUUCGGAAAUUUGUCCCGCCGAGAUUAUAUCGAUGUUAAUCCCCGUGUGCAAGUAACGCGAAGAAACUCGUCCCGAGUCGGCUACUACUCUUAUAUGCCUUAAAAAAAAAAAACAAAUCGUCGGUCGACCGGCGACAUUAACCGAUUUCAGAUCUUUGCCAUGUGUACGAUAGCCGUAAUCAUCAAAUAGAAUACGUUGUAAUGAUACUAGAGAUCUAGAGAGAGAAAGAGAGAGAGAGAGAGAUAUGGGAGGGAGGGAUAGAGAGAGAGAGAGAGAGAGAGGGGGAGAUAUAAAGUGAGAAAGCGAAAGGGGGCGAUCGCAACGAAGGGAAACGGCGGAACGGAUUCGGUUUGAUGCUUACCGGCAAAUUCGACGAGAUAAUUCCAUUUACGUCGUAAUUCCUCUGGAUUUCGCGAGAAGCGAGAAGCGUAGAAGCGAAGCGGACGUAGUUGUUUGUAGAAACCUGUAUAUUACCUUCCUGAUAAACAGUCAGUGCUAAUCAAAGAUAGUCUAAUGAAAGGUAUAUUAUAAGGUAGCGAUUACACUGUGUAGUCAGAACUGUGGUAGCGAUAUAUCGAAUAAACUUGUUCUCUCAUGA